Messenger RNA from Petromyzon marinus (sea lamprey), 1907 nucleotides. RefSeq names its product cytosolic Fe-S cluster assembly factor narfl-like. NCBI's taxonomy places the organism in Eukaryota, Metazoa, Chordata, Hyperoartia, Petromyzontiformes, Petromyzontidae. The record is from RefSeq and is a predicted model, not a curated record.
GAUACGUGGAGGGGAUACGUGAGGGGAUACGUGGAGGGGAUACGUGAGGGAUACGUGAGGGGGUACGCGAGGAUUCCCGGGAUCGACCAGGCCAUGACGUGUGACCACUGCACAAAGGCGGAAUGCUCCAAGAGGAAAGGGGUGACCCCCGGGGCAGCGGGGGAGCAGGCGGGGAGCGCGGGGGAGCAUGGCGCAGAGGAGAAGGAAGCGGGCCGGGGUGAGUGUGGGGGUGAGGAGCGGACACAGGCCCUGCUGGUGAGCGACUGCCUGGCGUGCGGAGGGUGUCUGUCGGCGGGUGAGCGCGUGCUCAUGGCUCGGCAGAAUCCCAAGCAGCUGAUGGACGUGCUGCGCCCGCCAGAGGGCGGGCGCCGGGUGCGGGAGGUGGUGGCGUCGGUGUCGCCCGAGUCGCUGGCGUGGCUGGCGGCGCGGUACGGCAUGGACACGGCGGAGACGGCACGCAGACUCACGGGCUUCCUGCACGGCCUGGGUGUGCACCGUGUGCUGGACGUGUCGCUGGCGCGUGACGUGGCGCUCGCCGAGUGCCAGCGCGAGUUUGUGCAGCGAUUCCGCCACGAGCCGGCACGACUUCCCCUCCUCACAUCCUCCUGCCCCGGCUGGGUGCGCUUUGUGGAGCGACUGCACGGGGAGGCGGUGGCUCCCUACCUGAGCCGCGUUCGCUCGGCGCAACAGGUGAUGGGGGCCCUGCUCAAGGAGAGGUUUGCUCAGCGGCAGGGAGUCGGUGCCGAAGAGCUGUUCCAUGUCACGGUGAUGCCGUGCUACGACAGGAAGCUGGAGGCCACUCGGCCAGAGUUCCGGCACGCGACUGGGGAGACCCCACACGUGGACUGUGUACUCACCACCGGUGAGCUGGUUUCCAUGCUGGAUGCAGAAGGGAAGUCACUGGCGGAGGUCGAGCCAGGUCCCCUAGAUACUCUGUUUGGGGAGGAGGGUGCAGAAGGCCCUGGGCAGGAACGGCUGUGGGGGCCUGGGCGGCCAGGGGGCCCUGAUGGCGCCGUGGGCUGCUACCUGGAGGCCGUGCUGAGGCACGCAGCGCACGAGCUCUUCGGGGUCGACGUGAAAGAGGUGACCUACAGCACGCUGCGCAACAAGGACAUGUGGGAGGCACACGUGGAGCGGGACGGCGAGGUGUUGCUGCGGUUCGCCGGCGCGUGCGGCCUGCGCAACGUGCAGAACGUCGUGGCCAAGCUGCGCCGUGGCCGCCUGCUGUACCACUUUGUGGAGAUCUCCGCAUGCCCCUCCGGCUGCCUGAAUGGACCGGGUCAGCCCAGCGAUCAGGCCGGAGGUCAGCCCGGCGGUCAGCCCGGUGGUGGCAACCUGGCCGCGGCACAGGAAGCGUACCGCGCGGCCACUCCUCGUGACCCCCCUGACCUACGGGAGGUCGGCUCGGAUUGGCUGGGAGAGGCCGACUCCGGGAGAGCUCUGAGAGAGCUGGUCACCACCACUUUCCAAACGCGCGCGACGGGGGACGCGGAGCAGGGCCACCAGUGGUGACGGGGGUCGAGGUUGGGGACGACGCACACUAGUGUAGCGGAAGGGGCCUCCCCUCCCACCAGAGGGAGCUCUUGAAGAGCCCCUCCAGACGGUGUUGUUUUGCCCUCCUCUUCUGCGCUGGCUCAGGAAUACUCGCGGAUCACCCCCCCCACUGCCGAUCGACUGUGGGUGUGCCCAUUCGUACUGCCGGGCUGACUGGUGGUGGUGGUGGGGGGGCGGCAGCGGAGAUAUUAACAAAACUUGCGCCGUCGUUUCAACUGCGGAGCUGGGGGAUCAAACCGAACCGACCUCUGAACCGGCGACCUCUAAAAUCAGGUGUGCCGCUAAACCGCCACACCACAGUGGCAGCUCGUACGUACGUGUUCGUUAAUAAAGCAUGCACUGAUUGGAACUUG